AUGCCGUGCCGGAGGGAGGAGGACGAGGACGACGAGGCGGCGGCGGCUGGAGAGGAGGAGGAGGAGGACGCGGAGGGGGAGGGGGAGGAAGAAGAGAGCUUCCUCCUGCUGCAGCAGUCGGUGACUGUUGGGGGCUCGGGGGACGUGGACCGCCUGGUGGCCCAGAUCGGAGAGGCGCUGCAGCUGGACGCGGCGCACGGGAGCCGGCCCGCCCCCCGGGGGCCCCUGGCGCGCAAGCAGCCGCCGCCGGCGCAACGGCCCCCGGUCCUGCCGCUGCUGCUGCCGCCGGCACCCCUGCAGCCCUCGGGACCGCUGCAGUGCAUGGGGAGCGGAGCCCGCGCUGCCCUGUCCUGGGCGAGAGACGUGGGCGCCUCCUCGCAGCCUCGACCGCGGACGCCGUCGGGUCCCUGUGUGCUAGGAGGGGCCCCGGCCCGGAGCAGCGCCUGUGCCCCGCACGUCUGCAAGCGGAGCUUCCCGCAGCCGCUGCCCGGCCCAUGCCGGCGCGCCUGGCUUCGGGGCGCCGCCGCCUCCCGGCGCCUGCAGCAGCAGCAGCACCAGCACCACCAGUACCGGUACCGAGGACAGCCGGGACUCCGUGCUGGAGACGACGACCCCCACCAGCUUCUGCAGCAGCUUGUCCUCUCGGGGAACCUCAUCAAAGAGGCCGUGCGACGACUUCAUUCUCGGCGCCCCAGGCAGCACUUUCGAGCUAGGGCCCCUUUGCCCCUAGCACCGGUCCCCCCUCCGCCUUUGCCCCUGGCUGUUCAGGAGGCUGAGGCAGAAGGAACUCUAGCUCACUGCAGCCCUCGACGACCAGCCUGCUCCAACCCAGAGGGCCUCCAGAGCCAGCUAGUGCACAGACUUGCAGAUGGCAUCUUGGUCCCGAGCAGCUAGUGAGACCAGCAUGUUCAAGGGCAAGAAGAAGGGAGGCUGACAACCUGAAAGCUGAAGCCCCAGAAACUGACAUGAAUGAACUUGGAUUGGGGAACAGGGGUUCUAAGGCAAAGGGAAAACAUGGGGGUCCCUUUUUUGAGGUUAUGAAGUGGGGAAGGGUGAGGUAGAACAGAACUAUAAGCUGUGGAUCUGGGUGGUUUUUAGGGGAUUGCCUGGCAAACAGGCCUCAUUGGGCUGAGAAUUAGAACCCCUCGGUCUAAUUAGGAUGAAUAUAUCCUAUUUAUAGACAGACUACACUACUGACCUAAGAGCAUCAGUAGAAGACACUCUUUAACUUGUAAUUAGUGGUGCUGAUUUGCACUGAGCCAUCCACAGCAUAUUAGGCUGGUUGCCAUGUGACCAACAGCACACCUUUUUCAGGACUCCUUAACUGGCCACCUCUAUAGGUGCCUUUGGAACAGAGUUGUUGUUUUUUUUUCCUCUGUGCAAUAUUAACUGGCCUUUUAAUAGGAAUUAGACCUUCCAUCUUGGCCUCCUUAGGACACGCUCUAUCCUACUGAGCUAACCAUUGGGGAUGAACUCAGAAUGGAGAAUUAUUCCAGUUACCUGCUUUGACUUGACCCAGUUUGUUUUCACUACUGGUAGUUUUGACUCAUUUGGGGGGGGGGGGAGGAAGCAGAGUGUGAAUGGAGAGAAGGCUUUGAGAGUAGCAAGAAGAAACAAGGUGACUUAACCUGACUUGAAAACUUGAUAGCAUUUUCCAAACUAGAUUUGAAUCUUCUGAGUUGUGGGUUCUUGCUGCAAGAACACAAUUAAGCUCAGUAAAUGUGAGAGGAAAGAAAAUGAGUAAAGCCUGGGUAGGGUGGCUCAUAGCAGACUACCUGCCAACCUCCUCCUGCCCUGGCAUUGCAACAGCUCGAUAUUUCUAAGACUUAACUAGGGAAUACUCCCACCAGGUCAUGCUAGGGAAUGAGAAGGGGAAGGAUUUGUUUGUGGGGAAGGAAGAAUUCCCAGCUCCACAGUCUUGCCUGUCUAGAAGGGCUUUCCGUCCUUGCAAGGUCCUGGUUUUCUACACAUGGUGCUGUGGCUCCCUGGUCAAGGGAGUAACUAUAUUCAGCACCUCCUCCAAAGGAGCCCUGUGUUUUGAAACUGCUGAGUCUCCUGGGGACAUGCACUUUGUGCUUGUAGCUACUAGUUGGGAGGGAGAGCUGUGUGCAUGUGUGCAUACACGUGUGUGCACAUGUCCACAGGCUUGUGUGUUGACACCGCUCCCGCUUUUACUGCUUGGGCCUUUUUUUCCCACCGAGGAGUAAGAUGCCUUAGUACCUGUCAUAAUACCAUAGGUCACUAAGGUUUCCUUUCUUCCCAGGCCAUUCUUCCUUUCUUGUUUAUACUUUCAGGUCCUUAGUAGAGGUCUCAGCACCAAGGGACAGAGACCCAUUCGAAUAUGUUUGUCUUUGAGGCUAUCUGUGGUAUCUCCUGCAGCUCCUCUGAAUGAAAGGGGUUUGUUUUCUCCUCUCUCCAUCUCAUCCCUCACUUUUUUUGAGUAAAUUCAGUAUUCUGAAAAUGUGACCCUCUGUCUAGAAGAACUGCAAACAUUUUCCUUUAAGGUGGCUCAAAUAUUUGUUUUGUUGUUGUUGUUAUUUGAAGUUUCAAUGGCUUGGUCAUCAUCCAGAUGUGGCUAUUGAUGUGUGUGGAUGUGUGCGUGUAUAUACACAUACAUCCUCACACACAUACACUUCGCAGCGGAGUGUCUGAAAUUGUGGUGGUCCUGAUUUAUAGGAUUCUAUCUUUACUGAAGUAUCUAUGUUAAAUAAAGUUGGUUUUUUUGUUU
Trichosurus vulpecula (common brushtail) is the source of this 2728-nucleotide messenger RNA. Its product is annotated as GSK-3-binding protein FRAT2-like. Gene Ontology annotation, cellular component: cytoplasm. Bases 1 to 894 code for a protein of 297 amino acids. Lineage: Eukaryota; Metazoa; Chordata; Mammalia; Diprotodontia; Phalangeridae. The record is from RefSeq and is a predicted model, not a curated record. The transcript has a single exon.